Molecule: messenger RNA, 970 nt
Organism: Drosophila albomicans
Lineage: Eukaryota; Metazoa; Arthropoda; Insecta; Diptera; Drosophilidae
Product: cathepsin L-like
Exons: 1
Coding region: 14-970 (318 amino acids)
Biological process (GO): immune response
Cellular component (GO): lysosome
Molecular function (GO): cysteine-type endopeptidase activity
Source: RefSeq, a predicted model, not a curated record
UUUCUGGUGCACAAUGAAUACAAAGCUCUUCUUGGCGACGUUGUUGGGAUUGCUGGCUUAUUCCCAGGCUAGGAUAACACUGGCAAAAUGGGAAGCAUUCAAGCAGGAAUUCAAUAAGAGCUACGAUAAUAAGUUCGAAGAACGUUUUCGCAUGCAAGUCUUCGAGGAUAACAAACGAAUUAUCGACACCCAUAACGAACGCUUUGCAACCGGCGAGGAAACAUACGAAAUGGGCUUCAACGAGUAUACGGAUUUACUGGACAAGGAGUUUGAUUGCAUGUUUGAUGGUCCAGAGAUUGAAGACUUUGAAUUCACCCAUAAGGAUGACGACGAGCUGAAGGGUUACAACGAUGAGGUUGACUGGAGGAUUUUGGGAGCUAUCACGCCUGUGAAGCAAGAGGGACACUUUAACAACUCGUGGGCUUUUGCCACAGCCGGUGUUGUGGAAAGCAGAAAAUUUAUAUCCACUGGCGUAUUGUUGGAGUUAUCCAAACAGCAAUUGAUCGAUUGCUCAAGUAACAAGCACGAUAGCAUAUGGAGAGCUCUCAAGUACAUCAAGAGCAAGAAGGGCAUCGAAGCGGAGAGAGCUUAUCCAUAUCGUGGUGUUAAAGGUCAUUGCAAAUUCAAUAAAAGGUUAAUCAGCGCCUCCAUUCGAAAAUACCACCAUAGUUCCACCGGUAAUGAGCGAACCUUGGCUAAACAGGUGGCCAAAGGACCCGUUGCUGCCAUGAUCUCUCGAGAUGCCAUAAGGUUCUAUAGGAGCGGCGUGUUCCACAAUCCGAAUUGCAGAAAGUCGCCAGAAUAUGCUGUUCUCAUUGUGGGCUAUGGAAAUUCAAAAAGUUUCGGAGAGUACUGGCUACUGAAAACAUCUUUGGGCACAUCCUGGGGAGAGAAGGGUUAUCUGAAGCUGGCUCGCAAUAAGAAUAAUCUCUGUGGCAUUGCAAGCAGGGCUUAUUUUCCAGACAUUUAG